Molecule: messenger RNA, 1863 nt
Organism: Ananas comosus (pineapple)
Lineage: Eukaryota; Viridiplantae; Streptophyta; Magnoliopsida; Poales; Bromeliaceae
Product: zinc finger CCCH domain-containing protein 8
Exons: 12
Coding region: 102-1637 (511 amino acids)
Molecular function (GO): metal ion binding; mRNA binding
Source: RefSeq, a predicted model, not a curated record
CGUUUGUCCUUUCUCUUCUCCCGCAUCGGGCGGGGCACGCGUUUCCCUCCCCCAUCCAACUUCCAAACCCUAACCCUAGCCGAGCUUUAUCCUCCUCGUCCAUGUCGAACCAGUUCUACAACUACGGCUCCUCCUCCUACGACGGAAGCGCCGCCUCCUCCCUCUACUCCAUUCGCUCCGCCGCCAAUCCCUACCUCCCGGACGCCGUCUCCUCAAGGCUCGCGAGCGCCGACCCCUUCUCCGCGGCCGCAGCCGCCGCCGCCGCCGCGGCGGACACGGCCAUGUACUCCUCCUACGACCUCGGGGCCGAUCAAUUGUACGCGCGCUACUCGAAGCCCACCGACGCCUACAGGUACUCCGCCGCCGCGAAGACGCCCGCUGGAUCGGCGGACGCGGCGGUUUCUGGCGCGAGACGAUCCGUAGAAGCUCUCUAUCAUCAAUCUAUUCUGGGAAGCCAUAGUACUAUUGGGCAAAGUCAGGCUUUAUAUUCCACAAAUUUGGUCAAACGGCCUAGAUUUGAAAGCAAUCUUCCUAUUUAUCCUCAACGUCCGGGGGAGAAGGACUGUGCUCACUAUAUGUUGACAAGAACCUGUAAGUUUGGAGAGGCCUGCAAAUUUGACCAUCCUAUCUGGGUUCCUGAUGGUGGAAUCCCAGACUGGAAAGAGGUGCCACUUGUCCCAAAUGUCGAAACUCUUCCAGAAAGACCUGGUGAACCUGAUUGUCCUUACUACAUGAAGACUCAAAAAUGUAAGUUUGGGUCCCGAUGCAAGUUCAACCACCCAAAGGAAAUGAAUGGGGAGGGAACCGAAAUCUCGGAUGUUUCAGUAUUACCUGAGAGGCCUUCGGAACCAUUAUGCACGUUCUACGCCAAGACUGGAAAGUGCAAAUUUGGUGCAAAUUGCAAGUUUCAUCAUCCAAAGGAUAUUCAAAUACCAUUAAGCGGAGAAGAUGCUGGUGCCACGGUAAAGGCAGAAGCAGCAGAGAUUGAUGGUUUAGCUGGUGGAGAUUCAAUGCUCACAACGACACAUGUUACAAUUACCCCUGCUUUAUUUCACAACUCGAAGGGACUGCCCAUAAGACCAGGCGAAACUGAUUGCCCAUUUUACAUGAAGACUGGCAGCUGCAAAUAUGGUGCUACCUGCCGCUACAACCACCCUGACAGAUAUGCGAUCACUCCACCAUUGGCUGCUGCUGUAGGACAAACUGUUCUACAUCCGACGGCAACUAAUCUACCUUUUGGAGUUUUAAAUCCGACUGCUAACCUUUUCCAAAGCUUUAAUCUUCAGCCGACCCAUGCAUCACUUGCAAUUGCUCCAACUGUCUAUCCUCAACGCCCAGGAGAAGUUGAAUGUGAUUACUACAUGAAGACUGGACAGUGCAAGUUCGCAGACAGAUGUAGGUUUCACCACCCUAUUGAUCGCGCAGCUCCAGUGUCAGAUGCAAAACAGACUCUGAAUGUCAAGCUAACCCUUGCUGGGCUCCCACGAAGAGAGGGUGCUACCGCCUGCUCUUUCUACAUGAAAACGGGCAUGUGCAAGUUCGGCUCAAACUGCAGAUUCGACCAUCCUCCGCCAGGAGAGGCAGUGGCCAUGGCCGCGAUGCAGGGAAGCGGAGACGGGGAGGAAGGCGAGAACUGAAGAGCAGCGUUAGCAGUCAAAUAUGUCUGCUAUUAUCAAGCUUCACUUUUUUAUCCUUUUUGUGAACUUUAGAGUCGGGUUAUUGUUUUUUUUUUUUCUAAAAAAUCUCACGUAUUAUUUGACUACAUACGGUGGUGAACUCUGUCUAAUGUUCCACUGUGUUGUUGGGCUGUUGUGACUUCAAUUUGGUAGCUAAUUAAGCUUUCCUGCGUUUGUGAUGGUAAAA